Diaporthe amygdali is the source of this 894-nucleotide messenger RNA. RefSeq lists its product as uncharacterized. Bases 1 to 894 code for a protein of 297 amino acids. The record is from RefSeq and is a predicted model, not a curated record. The transcript has a single exon. Lineage: Eukaryota; Fungi; Ascomycota; Sordariomycetes; Diaporthales; Diaporthaceae.
AUGCAUUACUUUAUCGUGAUCACAGCCUUCCUGGCUAGCAUGGCUGCGGCAGCUGACGACGGUCUCGCAGACCAGAAUGUCGCAGACCUCACACAAACAGACUGUACCGGUAUCGACGAUGCCACCAUUGCUGCCUACGACAUCAGCUGUCAGGAAGGCACGAGAGGAGUAGAGGCAGCACCUGUCAAUGAUGCCCAGAACAACGCAGGCGAUGUGGCUGAUGCCGAGCCAGCUAGCAAUGAUAAUGAGGUGCAGGGCGGAGCAGAAAACAUGGAAGCUCCAGUGGCCAGCAAUGAUAUCAACAGUGAUGGCAGCAACGCGCAAGAUGCAGAAGGCGUUGCGGAUCCUCAGGCUGGCGAUGACAACAGCAACAAUGCACAGGAGGAUACAGGUGAUGCUGCUCAGCAGGAUACACAGAACGUUGUGGAUGCUGAGCCUGACAACAACAAUGCCCAGCAGGACGAAGUAAAUGACCAGGAAAAUGCGGGCGGUGUUCAAGAUACAGGUGACGCUCAGCAAGACGAGACAAGCGGGACUCCCGGCGCGGCGGACCAGGAAUCGACAGACGGCACGGGCUUCGAUGGUACGGGUUCUGAUGACACGGGUUUCGACAAUACAGGCUUCGAUAACACGGGUUCCGAUGACACUGGCUUCGAUGGUUCGGAUUUUGACAACGCAAGCCUCGACAACACAGACUCCGACAACACAGGCUCCGACAACACAGGCUUCGAGAACACGGGCUCUGAUGAUACUAACUUCGAUGGCACGGGCUUUGACAACACAGGUUUCGAUAAUUCGGAUUUAGAUAAUACGGGCUUCGAUGGCACUGGUGAUGAUGGAGCUGGAAACAAUCUCUUGGACUCGGCUCCAGAGGGCUUCCAGCCCACUGAGUGA